Toxotes jaculatrix (banded archerfish) is the source of this 8353-nucleotide messenger RNA. It is a transcript of the gene rapgef2b, whose product is annotated as Rap guanine nucleotide exchange factor 2b. The coding region runs from base 574 to 5544 and encodes 1656 amino acids. The record is from RefSeq and is a predicted model, not a curated record. Gene Ontology annotation, molecular function: guanyl-nucleotide exchange factor activity; protein binding. The transcript is spliced from 31 exons. NCBI's taxonomy places the organism in Eukaryota, Metazoa, Chordata, Actinopteri, Toxotidae. Gene Ontology annotation, biological process: positive regulation of ERK1 and ERK2 cascade; small GTPase-mediated signal transduction.
GGCGGCGGACCUAUCUUCACUUUUAGACUCAUUACAAUGCUAAUAUAAUAAAUUUUCUCAGUGAGUGUACCCGGGUCUACCUCUCAUAAUGGACGCCAGGUUGUUGUUGACGGGAUAACCGUUAGCCUUUAGCUUACUUUUUUUGUUUGGUGGCUCCUACAUGGAAUUUCUUUUCGUCGCUAGCAGAAUGCUGAAGAGACAAGGAAUGGCUUUGAUGAACGUUGGCAUGAAUAAAGGGACAUUUUUCACAUUACGAAAAUAGUUAUACGAGACUGUUUCCGUCGCGCUUUUUUAACAAGUUUCCUCUCGGUGGGACUGCAGCCGGUUUCGGCUCGGGCAACAGAAAGACCGACACCCCCGAGGAGACCGCUCGGCUGUCUGGCUCCAGUCGUGGCCUGGCUCCGGGCACUCCCAGCUUAUCCGCUAGCAUCGGAGCACAGGCGACAAGAAUAAAGCAAGACAGCGGGGACACUUCUCUUGUGCAUAUAUAUAUCCGUACCCCUGGAUAUUUGUAAACGCUUGUUUCUCUAGGAUAAGGAUUUCAACAUCCCCCACACGGCGUCUUCCAAAACAAUGGCGUCUUAUGUGGAUAACAGCUUUCGGCAGGCUGUGAUGAUGAAUCCGGCUGAAAGGACGCAACAGGACCUGGAGAUUGUCUAUUCUUAUCUCCAUGGGAUGGAGGCUUUGUCCAACCUGCGAGAGCACCAGCUGAGGAUAAUGUGUGAGACGGUGCGUUAUGAGAGACAUGAAGCCAAUGAAGUUCUAUAUUAUCCUGAUGACAUUGGAAGCUGCUGGUACAUCCUGUUGUCCGGCUCCGUCUUCAUUAAGGAGUCCAUGUUCCUGCCCAGAAGCAGUUUCGGGAAGCGAUCAGCAGGCAGCCUGAGACGUGGAUGUGAGUGCAUCGUCCUGGAACCCUCAGAGAUGAUUGUGGUGGACUAUAUGGAUGAAAAUGAGGAGUACUUCCAGCGGCAAGCCUCGCACAGACAGUCCCGUCGGCGCUUUCGGAAGAUCAACCAGAAAGGGGAGAGGCAGACAAUCAUCGACACAGUGGAUCCGUACCCCACCGGAAAGCCACCCAUAGGCCGGGGAUACCACACGGAAUGCAAUAAACCUCAGCUCCCCGCAGACUUCAGCAGACUUCACCUGGCCGACGGCUUGCACCCACAGGUGACCCACGUCUCCUCCAGCCACUCAGGAUGUAGUAUCACCAGCGACUCUGGAAGCAGCAGCCUGUCAGACAUUUACCAGGCCACAGAAAACGAACCAGGUGACAUGGACCUGAGUGGCCUGCCAGAGACCGCCGUCGACUCCGAGGAGGAUGACGACGAAGAAGACAUCGAGCGGGCGUCCGAUCCCCUCAUGAGCCGAGACAUCGUGCGGGACUGCCUGGAGAAGGACCCGAUGGACAGAACCGAUGAUGACAUAGAGCAAUUACUGGAGUUCAUGCAUCAACUGCCAGCAUUCGCGAACAUGACCAUGUCAGUGAGGAGGGAACUCUGCGCUGUCAUGGUUUUUGCUGUGGUCGAACGCGCUGGCACCAUCGUUCUCAAUGAUGGAGAGGAGUUGGAUUCCUGGUCAGUGAUCCUGAAUGGUUCGGUGGAAGUGACGUAUCCAGAUGGCCGGACAGAAAUCCUGUGUAUGGGGAACAGCUUUGGGGUCUCGCCAACGAUGGAAAAGGAAUACAUGAAGGGUGUGAUGAAGACCAAGGUGGACGACUGCCAGUUUGUGUGUAUAGCCCAGCAGGACUACUGCUGCAUCCUCAACCAGGUGGAGAAGAACAUGCAGAAGGUUGAGGAGGAAGGUGAGAUUGUUAUGGUGAAGGAACACCGUGAACUGGACCGCACCGGCACCAGGAAAGGACACAUCGUAAUCAAGGGCACACCGGAACGUCUCACCAUGCACCUAGUGGAGGAGCACUCGGUUGUGGAUCCCACCUACAUCGAGGACUUCCUGUUGACCUACAGGACCUUCCUCUCCAGCCCCAUGGUCGUGGGCAAGAAGCUCCUGGAGUGGUUCCACGACCCCAGUCUCAGGGACAAGGUUACACGGGUAGUCUUGCUGUGGGUAAACAAUCACUUCAAUGACUUCGAGGGUGACCCUGCCAUGACACACUUUCUGGAGGAGUUUGAAAACAAUCUGGAGAAAGAAAAAAUGUGUGGGCACCUCAGACUGUUAAAUAUUGCGUGUGCUGCUAAAGCCAAGCCGCGGCUGGUGACACUGACCAAGCCGUCCAGGGACUCUCCACUGGCAUUCAGCCUUCUCGGAGGUCAGGAGAAAGGUUUCCGCAUCUUUAUUGAUGCUGUGGAGCCUGGGAGCAAGGCAGCAGAAGCCGGCCUUAAGCGUGGAGAUCAGAUCUUGGAGGUCAAUGGGCAGAACUUUGAGAAUGUCCAGCUCAGCAAAGCCAAUGAGAUUCUGAAGAACAACACACACUUGUCCAUAACUGUGAAAACAAAUCUCUUAGUGUUUAAAGAGCUUCUAACGAGGCCGGAACAAGACCAUGACUUGGAUGGUGAGGAGGAACAUGACAGAAAGAACGGGGCACCGCACCUUCCAAAGAUUGGAGACAUCAAGAAGGCCAGCCGCUACUCCAUCCCCGACCUGGCGGUGGACGUGGAGCAGGUGAUGGGCCUGGAGAAAGUCAGCAAGAAAGCAAAGACCAACACGGUGGGAGGACGCAACAAGCUGAAGAAGAUCUUCGACAAGACGCUUACCAGCAUCCUGCCUCCUAAACCUUACAAUGACGUUUGCGUGGGCCAAUCGCAGGACGACAGCAUCGUGGGGAUGAAACAGUCCAAACAGAUCCCACCAGCUCUGCCCGUUAGUGGAAACCUCUCGUCGUCAAACCCAGACCUUCUGCAGUCUCACCACCGCAUCCUUGACUUCAACAACCAGCCUGUUCCAGUCAUACUGAAUAUGUCAGACCAGGUGUUACGAGUCUUCAAAGCAGACCAGCAGUCUCGAUACAUCAUGAUCGGGAAGGACACAACAGCUAAAGAGGUCGUGGCCCAGGCUAUCAGGGAGUUUGCCCUGACUGCAGCACCGGAGGCUUAUUCGCUGUGUGAGGUGUCCGUCACACCAGAGGGUGUCAUCAAACAGAGGCGAUUACCAGACCAGCUUUCUAAAUUAGCCGACAGGAUUCAGCUGAGCGGCAGAUACUACCUAAAGAGCAACAUGGAGACAGAGACAUUAUGUUCAGACGAGGAUGCCCAGGACCUCCUUCGAGAAGGCCAGAUCUCUCUCUUACAACUCAGUACAGUGGAAGUGGCUACUCAGCUCUCAAUGAGGGCCUUUGAACUUUUCUGUGCCAUCGAGCCCACUGAGUAUAUCGACGACCUGUUCAAGCUGCGCUCCAAGACCGGCUCAGCCAGCCUGAAGCGGUUUGAGGAAGCCAUCAAUCAUGAGACCUUCUGGGUGGCCACGGAGGUGACGCGGGAGCCCAACCAGCUCAAGCGCAUGAAGACCAUCAAGCACUUCAUCAAGAUUGCACUGCACUGCCGCGAGUGCAAGAACUUCAACUCCAUGUUUGCCAUCAUCAGUGGGCUGAACCUGGCUCCAGUCUCCAGACUAAGGGGAACAUGGGAAAAGCUACCGAGCAAGUAUGAGAAGCUCUUUGGGGACCUGCAGGACCUUUUUGACCCUUCAAGAAAUAUGGCCAAGUACAGGAAUGUCCUCAACAAUCAAAACCUCCAGCCACCAAUCAUCCCCCUGUUCCCUGUCAUCAAGAAGGACCUCACCUUCCUACAUGAAGGCAAUGACUCUAAAGUGGACGGCCUGGUGAACUUUGAGAAGCUGAGGAUGAUUGCCAAAGAAAUUCGCCAUGUUGGUCGCAUGGCCUCCGUCAACAUGGACCCGGCGCUCAUGUUCCGGACAAGGAAGAAGAAAUGGAGAAGUUUAGGGUCUCUAAGCCAGGGUAGUGCCAACGCGGCAGUGCUCGAUGUCACCCAGACAGGCGGACACAAGAAGCGGGUGCGUCGCAGCUCCUUCCUGAACGCCAAAAAGCUUUACGAGGACGCCCAGAUGGCCAGGAAAGUCAAGCAGUACUUGUCCAACCUCAGCCUGGAGACAAACGAGGAGAGUCUGCAGACUCUCUCUAUUCAGUGUGAACCCUCCAUCAGCACGCUGCCGAAGAAUGCCAGUGGGAAACGACCAGACACCUCCCCGGUCGUGUCCAGAGCUGCCAGUCAGCAGAGGGGCCAGUUGGCCAAAGGAAACCAGGCUCUCCAGGUCCCUGCCGUGGCCCUUUACCCAUCCCGAAAGAAAGUGCCAGUAAAAGAUCUGCCGCCUUUCGGCACCAGUUCUCCACAGUCUCUGAAGAAGAUUCUGUCUCUGUCAGAGGAGGGGAGCGAAAGGCACCGGAGGCAGCCAGAGGACACAGUGUCCAACGCCUCCUCUCAGCUCUCCUCCCCUCCCACCUCCCCCCAGAGCUCGCCCAAGAAGGGUUACAACAGGAUGGGAGACGCCUACUCAGACUCUGGUCACAGUGAGAUCUCCUCACGCUCCAGCCUCGUCAGUAACUCCUCUUUUGAUAUGGCCCAGGAGGAGCGGAGGCUCCGUCACUCUGGAGGAGUUGGCGAAUCUCACAUCGGGGGCCCGCGGCUGGAACGAAGAGCCACCACUGACCCCGAUCAGUACAGCCUUGGGUCUUAUUCAUCGAUGCAGGACUGUCGGGGUAUUUACGCCGGCUGCCCCACAGUGCUCUCCUCGCCCAGUUCAGAGGAACUAACUCAGGAUCAGGGCGACCGUGUUUCCCUCGAUGCUGCAGACAGUGGCCGCGGCUCCUGGACUUCCUGCUCCUCUGGUUCCCAUGACAACAUCCAGACCAUGCAGCAGGGACGUAGCUGGGAGACUCUGGCCUUUGGGGGAGGCGGAGGCGGAGGUGGCAUCGGAGGGCUCCCUCCUGGCGGACCAGAGGCCUUUUUAGGAGGACCUGCUGCGCUGUGGGCAGCACAGGCCAGGGGGAGCUGGGCAUCUGCCAGCUCCUCUUCAUCCUCAGCUGCGUACUGGGGAGAGGACUCUGAGGGUGACACCGGCACCAUCAAAAGGAGAGGAGGGAAGGACGUCAAUGCCGACCCAGAAACAAGUAGCAUCACAUCCACCGGGUCAGAGGAGGCCAAGCAGCUCAGCCGGCCAUCUCCAUCACCCAUCACUGCUGGGGGUAAAGGCCUCAUUUCACGGAAGGAGGGCCGUUACCGCGAGCCUCCCCCGACUCCCCCCGGCUACACUGCCCUGACCAUCUCUGACCUUGCCGAAGGACAACACCCUGCCCCGACUGUUCCCACAACCACGGCGACCCAUUCAGGCCGCCGGCCGCCAGACUACACCACGGCUCUGCAGCGCUCGCGCAUGGUCACCCAGUCGCCUGACUCCCACCAGGCCCACCAGGGGGCGAAACAGCGGGCGGGCGGCCUCCACCGCACUCGCUCACCGGCCGAGGAGCAAGAGCCCGAUGAGGAAGAGGAGGGUGAGUCCUUGUCUUCCAAACUAGUCGCUCUGAGGAAGCCAAAGCCAGUGGCACAGCAUACACCUGAGACUCCCAGACCAUGAGAGUGUGUGUACGGGGGUUAACAGGCAGGGCCCCUCCCCCCAAGGCAGAGGAUGAACAGGUGUCAGCGGUGUGAGGGACAACAGUGGACGUCCUUUUGCAGUAACUUGAAGUCCCCCCCUGGUUCGGGGGUGGGCAGGAUUAAAGAGACAGACCAAUAGACUCAUCAUCAGUUACGUACGUGCCUGCCUCCUCCACUUGGCUCUCCCUCCUGAUCGGUGGAUCCCUCUGCUCGUCUCCCUCCCCUGCCUUAAAGCAUCAUGGGGGGUUGAAUGACCCUGCAUGCAAAAAAUACUGUGAAGAAGAAGAAGAAGAGAUGGAGAGAGAAGGUCAAAGACGAUGACAAAAUGCCUGGCACUUUGGAAAAAGACUACAGAAACCUAACGGGCGCCAGGGGGAGGGUCGACCUGGCCACAUACACACAAAACCACAUAGAUGUUGCUGUUAUAAACGGGACCGGCUCCUUAAGACCGGCCCCCGCCCAGUGACAGAACCCCAGACCCACCUGUUAACACAACAGCAUCAUGACGUGUUGAGCUUCAUCUGCACUUUCUCAUUUUCUACUUUCUAAAAACAGAACAAAGUAAAAACAGACAAUUGUUUAAAGACAGAGAGAAACAAAGGUCGACUUGACUCUUAAUUUUCAACUUCCCUCUAGAUUUCUUUUCUUUUCUCUCUGUUUUUUUUUUUUUUUUUUUUUACUUUCUUUGACUGAUUGCACUCUGGGGGCCGAAAAGAGAAACCAAGUCAGCCCAUCAUUUCUCUGCCUGGACUGAAACAGCCCACCUGUUGUUGAGUGUUUGAACUCUAAAUCCAGUAUUAUCUCAUGUUUCACAUGUGAAAGCUUAUCAAGUGUUGGUUCAAAUCAAAGCUAGGAGGAGAGCUCAGUCGGGAGAAUCAACAUGCACAGUGUACUGACAUACAUAGAAACAGAAAUACAGUUCAUUUCUUAAAAAAAAAAGUAUAUAUAUAUAUAUAGCACUUUCAGCACAAUCCUAGAUGUUACCAGACAUUUGGCCAGGACACCAGGGUAAGAGUGAACCAUGUCUUACUGUCAUCCCACCUUCGGAGCUUGUCUGGUUAUAUCAAAGUCUUUUCAUCAUCCUGUGGCUUGCUGUUACAUCAAGAGCGUACUGUUUUGUUAGUUGCCUGUAGGUGAUUUCGAAAAGCACAUAGGUGAUUGGCCACCCACUGAAAACUGAGCGAACAUGCUGGUCUCUACAGUGCAUCAGAGGUACACGAGGUAACUACAGCAGCAGCAUUAGAGAAGAUUGAAGCCUGUAGAUUCACCCUGUUUGCCCAAACGAAAAGCCCGCGUCACGUCUGGACGCCGGCAGGAGUUCUUCUAAUUUAUGAACUGAAGUACAAACUGUAAGCGAGCGCUCACUGACGUUAGAAAAGUUGCCUCUUGUCCCAUUAUUUUUUUGGCAGGACAGAAACAGAGACCAACCAGGGUAGUGAACAUCAGCAGAUCUGAGAAGCUGCCAGUGUGUAAAUUGUGAGUGUACCUCUAUCUACUUUUACAAAUGAUCUUGUACAGAGUCUUAUACAUAUUUCCCUUCAAAAUAAAAGAAUCCACAAAUUCAGAUUUGGCUACUUCCCAACCUGAGCGUAUGCCACAUUUUGUGAAUGUCCAAAGCGCCUUACGAUGCCAUGAUUGCAUACAUUUCUUUGCAUGGUUGUUCUCAUCAUGAAUCACCUUGUUUCAAGAGCAGUCUUGAAUCAAGCAAUAGUGAAGUGAAAUGCCUUAUUCAAGAUACUUCCCCUGACUUUUUUUUUUUUAAUUUAUUAAGACUCAGUACAAGAUGAAGUUCGAGUAUUUUCUUUCUUUAUAUGGCUUCGGACGACAUCAUCAGACUUUGGCCGUGGCCAUCCUGUGUUGCAGUGUGGUAGAUCUUUUUGUCUACACACAGUGACCCUGCACCUCUUCCUCUGCUGUUGUGCUACAAGAGUCACCUCAAAAAAAAUGAAAAAGUAAAAAAAAUAAAAGACUCCUCUCACUUGUUACAGACGUCAGCUCAGUGGAUGCUGUAUGUAUACCGCUAACGCCUGCAUCCAGUUUUCCACCAUAUUCGCCAUCGAUGGAAGUGACGGAAGAUUAUGAUUUUUUUUUUUUCUUUGACUCCGGUGGGGAAGCGUACAUAUGAAGAAAUGUUUUUUCAAGGCUGCCAAUCAGGACGAUUAGAAAUCCAAUUGUGAAAAAUAACUUUUUUUUUUUUUUUUUAAUUUCUAUCACUGAUUCGCACUGAUCACAUUGAUCAGUCUUGGAAACUACAGACUGAGAAAAAGAUGAAUGAGUGCAGUGAUUUCCACUGUGUUCUGUGACUACAUACUAAUAAUUUCCUGGGUUUCUUUUAUUAUUGUAAUUUUUUUGUAAUGGCUGCAGAUAGAUUGUUAAUAAUUUGUUUGUAUUACAGUGGUGACAUGCAUCAUUCACUUUCAUUCAACUCUGAAGAUAAUGUGCAUAUUAGCGGGCCUGAGUCCUAUUUCGAAAAACAAAAAGUUGCACAAAAAUGUACAAGCGUAAAGAUAAGUGUAGUAGGUAGAACUGCUACUCCGUUUGAUGUGUGAUGUCAGUGAGAAAUGUACAUUUAGCUGGUGAUGACCUUCUGUUCUUCAUUCUUUCUUGUACUACUUUGACCUGUAUGUCUUUUAAAAAGACAAUUGGUGGAGUAUGUAUCAGUUGUUUUUGUAUUUUUAAUACAAUAAUUGUAAAUAUUGGUUAUAUUUUUGUUCAAAUGUACUAUGUUUAUGCCUCAACAUCCAGUUUAUAUGAAGCUGGGAAUCAAUAAAUACUGCAUAAAGAACCAA